This is a messenger RNA of Oncorhynchus keta (chum salmon), 4622 nucleotides long. Its product is annotated as calcium-binding protein 1. The record is from RefSeq and is a predicted model, not a curated record. The transcript is spliced from 7 exons. Lineage: Eukaryota; Metazoa; Chordata; Actinopteri; Salmoniformes; Salmonidae. The coding region runs from base 3216 to 3728 and encodes 170 amino acids. Gene Ontology annotation, molecular function: calcium ion binding.
AACAGGCGAAUCGUUAGUAUGCUCAACUGAAACGAUACUGUUCCUUUACAGUAUACUAAAAUGAAAUAAUAGUAUAUACUCAUUAAGUAUGUUGUAUACAGUAUGUUAUUAUGGGUAUUCAAACACCGCUCAAGACCAUAGUUUGUCAAGAACAGCUCAAAUAGGCAAAGAGAAACAAUAGUCCAUCAUUACUUUAAGACAUGAAGGUCAGUCAAUCGGGAAGAUUUCAAGAACUUUGGAAGUUUCUUCAAGUGCAGUCACAAAAACCAUCAAGCUUUAUGAUGAAACUGGCUCUCAUGAGGAUCGCCACAGGAAAGGAAGACCCAGAGUUACCUCUGCUGCAGAAGAUAAGUUCAAAUCAAAGUUUAUUUGUCACGUGUGCCGAAUACAACAGGUGUAGACCUUACAGUGAAAUGUUUACUAACCAAUAGUGCGGAAAAAUUAAAAAUAGAUUAAAAAAGGUGUGUGUGUAGGUAAGUAAAGAAAUAAAACAACAGUAAAAAGACAUUUGAAAAUAACAGUUGCAAGGCUAUAUACAGACACCUGUUAGUCAGGCUUAUUGAGGUAGUAUGUGCAUGUAGGUAUGGUUUAAGUGACUAUGCAUAUAUGAUGAACAGAGAGUAGCAGUAGCGUAAAAAGAGGGGUUGGCUGGUGGUGGGACACAAUGCAGAUAGCCCGGUUAGCCAAUGUGCGGGAGCACUGGUUAGUCUGGCCAAUUGAGGUAGUAUGUACAUGAAUGUAUAGUUAAAGUGACUAUGCAUAUAUGAUAAACAAAGAGUAUCAGCAGCGUAAAACAGGGGUUCACAGAAUUCAAGUAACAGACACAUCUCAACAUCCACUGUUCAGAGGAGACUGUGUGAAUCAGGCCUGCAUGGUCAAAUUGUUGGAAAGAAACGACUACUAAAGGACACCAAUAAUAAGAAGAGACUUGCUUGGGCCAAGAAACACGAGCAUUGGACAUUAGACCAGUGGAAAUCUGUCCUUUGGUCUGAUGAAUCCAAGUUUGAGAUUUUUGGUUCCACCCGCCGUGUCUUUGUGAGACGCAGAGUAGAUGAACGUAUGAUCUUUGCAUGUGUGGUUCCCACGGUGAAGCAUGGAGGAAUAGGUGUGAUGGUGUGGGGGUACUUUGCUGGUGGUACUGUCAGUGAUUUAUUUAGAAUUCAAGGCACACUUAACCAGCGUGGCUACUACAGCAUUCUGCAGUGAUACGUCAUCCCAUCUGGUUUGCGCUUGGGUGGGACUGUCAUUUGUUUUUCAACAGGACAAUGACGCAAAGCACACCUCCAGGCUGUGUAAGGGCUAUUUGACCAAGCAGAGUGAUGGAGUGCUGCAUCAGAUGACCUGACCCCCACAAUCACCUGACCUCAACCCAAUUGAGAUGUUUUGGGAUGAGUUGGACCGCAGUGCUCAGCAUAUGUGGGAACUCCUUCAAGACUGUUAGAAAAGCAUUCCUCGUGAAGCUGGUUGAGAGAAUGCCAAGAGUGUGCAAAGCUGUCAACAAGGCAAAUUGUGGCUUCUUUGAAGAAUAUAUCAUAUAUUUUGAUUUGUUUAACACUUUUUUCAUUACUGAAUGAUUCCAUGUGUUAUUUCAUAGUAUUCUACAAUGCAGAAAAUAGUAAAAAUAAAGAAAAACCCUUGAAUGAGUAGGUGUGUCUAAACUUUUGACUGGUACUGUAUUACUAGAAGAAGAACAAGUCACUUGUCAUUGAUUUAUUACAUAUACAGUAAAGUUCAUAACAGUUUGUAGACUGUAGAGCUCUUCAUCUGUGUAAAUUAGUUUACAAAGCGAUGAAGAGUGUUUUUAUACUGGUUGUCUACUCAUGACAGGCCACGUUUUUACAAUUUAUAUUUCACUCAUGACAUCUACUACAUCUACUACUUUCACAAUGCCUCUUACCAUGACUAUUUAUACCUAUGGCCUGCCUCUUGAAACAUGCUCCGACCAUUUGUGCCAAGUGAAGUCUUUGGCACAAAUGGUCGGUCUUGGGCAUCAGUAUAGAAUGAUGGACAGAUCCAGGUUCUAGUUGCAGAUCCAGGUUCUAGUUGCAGAUCCAGGUUCUAGAAGCAAAUCCAGGUUCUAGUAGAGGAUUAAGAGUUAAAUGGAAUACAGGUGUGAGUGCAGUCCUAGUUCACUGAAAGAAAGUAUCUUCUCUUCCAUCUAUUCUCUGCCUUUCAUCCACUAGUCUUUCUCACCUUCCCCCAUGUGUGUGCUUACUGUCGUUUUGACAGUGUAUAGGUCUCAAGUGUCAGUCUACAUGAUGUGACCAGUAAACUGUUAUGAUGAAAGAAUGGAAAGUUGUCCACACUUUUUUAUUGAUGUGGAUAUAAAGUCCCUCCACCCCUCUCUUUUACGCCCUCUCUCUCUCUUGUUCUCUCUCGCUCCCUCUCUCUGUCUCAAGCACACACACACUAAAACAUUCACAUUUAGAACACAUCUUACUGACAGCAAGUGUGACGUUACUGAUAACAAGCACUGUAAAAGUCUCCACUGAUGUGCCAACAAGCUUGCUAACAGACCCCAUCCCGCUGGCAGCAUUAGCAGAUCUACUAUAACUAUUGCAAUCAGUCGUGUUUGCUGUGUGAAAGGUUUAUGUAAAAAAAAAAUCACUUUAAUAAAUUAGGAAGUGGGAGUAGGAUGAAUGGGAGUAAUUUAUUAAACAGGUGAGGGCUUUUGGGUGUGAAAGCUGUUGAUAAUUCCUGCUAGACUAGCAUAAAGGAAAUUUGAUUUAAAAAAAAGUCGCAAGCAGCACAAGCUAAUGACUGAUAAGUUUUACAACAUGACUGCAGCAUGACAUAAUUAACAGGUCAAAGGUAGGGUCCUAAACACAUUGAGCAGGUCGUUCAUAUGAAAUGAUAUUAUGCACUACAGCCCUUACAAUGUUUGUUUUUUCUAUCAGAUUUAUUUGACACGGCAUGUAGAUUUUUGAGAAAUUAGAGACUCACUGACGCUAUACACGUCAAAUUGACUUACUACUCCCUCUCAGCUCUACCUCUGAGUUCAUUCUGUCCCGAAGCUGCUGUUGACUACGCGUCUCUAACUGUCUCUGUCCCCCUAUACCCAAACCCCCCUGCCCCCCCUGGAAAGCUGGUCCAGGAAGACAGGAGGCAGUACAGAGGUGGUGCAGUCCUGUGAUGAAAGGGGCCUCCCCAUUUGAGGGGCCUAUCAGGAGCCGCUCAUAACCCUAGCUCAAAACUGCGCUCUCAUUCACAACAUUAUGGGGCCCACCUGCAUCUUCCUGCUCAAGAGCCAGGCUGAUAUCAGGCAGGCUGACAGAGACCUGAGGCCAGAGGAGAUUGAUGAGUUGCGGGAUGCUUUUAAGGAGUUUGAUAAGGACAAAGAUGGUUUCAUCAGCUGUAAAGACCUGGGAAACUGUAUGAGAACCAUGGGAUACAUGCCUACUGAAAUGGAGUUGAUAGAACUGAGCCAACAGAUCAACAUGAAUUUGGGAGGUCAUGUUGACUUUGAGGAUUUUGUGGAGUUGAUGGGCCCCAAACUUCUCGCUGAAACUGCAGAUAUGAUUGGUGUAAAAGAACUGAGAGAUGCCUUCAAAGAGUUUGACACCAAUGGUGAUGGAGCGAUAAGCACAUCUGAGCUGAGAGAAGCCAUGAGGAAGUUGCUGGGACAACAGGUUGGCCACAAGGACUUAGAAGAUAUCCUGAGGGACAUCGACUUGAAUGGUGAUGGGCAUGUUGACUUUGAAGAGUUUGUACGAAUGAUGUCCCGCUGAGAGGAGGAAUGGUCGAUAUGGCUUCAAGUUAAUUAUUCUGAAUGUGAACCUCAGCCCCUUUGUCAUCAUCAUUGAAUGAGCAAAACGGAGUAAAUACUUGGACCUCUGAGCUAUCUUUUCCUGAGAAAAACUGGAAUUAAAGACCUUACCUCUAAGUAGAAACGGAAGACCACAGUACUGCUCAAAAUAGUGUUCUUCCCUAAAAGCCCCACAUUCCAACUUAGACAGGUUCUACUGUAGCUACAGACUGACCCGCUAAUGGUUUCCACACUAUUAACCUUCCACGAACUGUAUACACUUGUGUGUAGCCUGCUGUUUAGGCAAGUUUUGUUUCUCAACCUUUAAAUGGCAAUAUUACUUGUGACUACUGAUAUGUUCUUCAAGUUUGAGUAAUAGAGUGAGAAAAGCAGAGUCUUAUUUGUGUGUGUGUUUGUCACUGUGAUCUUUUGUGAGGUGAUCACUGUGUUUACCCAGCACCAUAAAAGCACCAGAUCCUCUCUAAUGCACUGGGUUUAUGGGACAAGCAACAGCUAAGAGGACCUCAGCAAACAAGCUUUCCCAGAUCUGGAAAAUAGUAGCUUUUCUUCACAUUUGUGUGCAGUGCAUAAACAUGAUGGUUUAUGUGUACAGUAUCUUGUCUGUCUGUCUGUCUGUCUGUCUGUCUGUCUGUCUGUCUGUCUGUCUGUCUGUCUGUCUGUCUGUCUGUCUAUCUGUACAGUUUGACAAGUAAAUUGCAGAGUCCUAGUUUGUCAUUGUGCUGUUUUUAUGCAUGCCAGAGACAAACCUAAUUUUAAAUAUAGUAUUAUCUGUAUGGGUGUGACAGUAAAUGUAAUACAUUGUCUAAUGUAUAUAGUAGGCCACGCAAUCUACUAAAAAUAAAUGUCUACUUGUGAA